Molecule: messenger RNA, 2002 nt
Organism: Poecilia latipinna (sailfin molly)
Lineage: Eukaryota; Metazoa; Chordata; Actinopteri; Cyprinodontiformes; Poeciliidae
Product: caspase recruitment domain-containing protein 11-like
Exons: 13
Coding region: 39-1775 (578 amino acids)
Cellular component (GO): cytoplasm
Molecular function (GO): CARD domain binding
Source: RefSeq, a predicted model, not a curated record
UGUUGAAACUUCAGCUCCGUUACCGUAACGACAGCAUCAUGUCCAUCGUCCCAGAGCCUCCCGAGAAGGCAUCGCUGUACAGACGAGAGAGGGAGAAAGAAAACGACUUCCCGCUCCGCAGUCUCUCUGACUUCGAUAGUGACAACAUGGAAAUGGAGUGUGAAGAUGGCCCUAACUCUGUGAUCUCGUCGUCAUCCUCCCAUCAAUCAGAGGGAAUGGACACGUACGAUCUGGAGCAGGUCAACAAUAUCUUCAGGAAGUUCUCUUUGGAGAGGCCGUUUCGCCCGUCUCUGUCCUCCUUCUCCAGAAUCAGCUCCACCAUCAAGCCGGUGCAGGAGGUGGCGCUGCAAGGCGACAACCUCUUGAAGGACGUCAUGCUGGUCGGUGGCAACGAGAGCGGGAUUUUCAUCUCGUCGGUUCAGGCUGGGUCCAACGCCGAGAGAGCAGGGCUGCGAGAAGGCCACCACCUCUUGCUGCUGGAGGGAUCCGUAAGAGGGGAGAACCAGAGCCUUUCCCUGGACACCAGCACUCAGGAAGAAGCCCACUGGACGUUGCAGCACUGCUCCGGACCAAUCAAGCUGCACUAUCGAGCCAGUUUUGACUCUUAUCGUCGGCUCCAGAGCAACCUGUCCGACGGCACGCUGGCGUCUGGAGACUCCUUCUACAUCCGAGUCAACCUGAACAUCUGCGGACAGUCGGACAGCUGCUCCCUGAACGUGCGCUGCGACGAGGUGGUGCACGUUCUGGACACCAGGCACCAGGGCCGCUGCGAGUGGCUGUGCGCCCGCGUCGACCCCUACAGCGGAACGGACCUGGCCGAGCGCGGCACCAUACCCAGCAACUCGCGAGCUCAGCAGCUGCUGCUGGUAAAGAUUCAGAAGUUCGUCUGUCGAGGAGGGAAGGAAGAAAAUGAAGGCCACCGCACCAGCAGGGCAAGCAGCUUACAGCCAGAAGAGGCCGGCUCCCCUCCUGAUAUUAAGGCCAGCCCUCGCUUGUCCAGAGCCAGUAUCUUCCUCAAUCAGAUCCUGCAGUUUGUCAGCAGGGUGGAUAUCAAGUACAAGCGCCUGAACAGCAACGAGCGCGUGAGGAUCAUCAACACUUGCAGUGCAACACUAGCGAGGCAAAGCUUCGAGCUGCUCAGACAAGAAGACGCUGCUGACCCCGACAACGAACUGAGCAGAAGCUUGAACCUGAUCCCUUACAGUCCCGUCACGCCUCAGCGGACCCAAAGGCGAAGACCGGUUCUCUUCACUCCGGCCGCACUGGCCAAGACCAUCAUCCAGAAAAUACUGAACAUGGGCGCAGCCAUGGACUUUAACAUCUGCAAACCAGAUACCCUAACCAAGGAGGAGUUUCAUCUGAAACAGAACAUUGAGCCCUUCAUUCACUACAAGGAGAAGCAGGCCACAUUCGAAUGUAUCACCCGAGAAAACAUCGAAGCCGUCGCUGCCAAGGGUAAACACUGCCUGCUGGAGGCCGAGCUGAGCUGCGUCAAGGACCUUCUGCGGCGAGAAAUCUACCCCAUUAUCGUUUAUGUCAAGAUCUGUGAGAAAAAUGUCAAGAAGCUAAGGAAGCUGCCUCUGCGCGUGGAGUCGGAGGAGGACUUUGUGAGGUUGUGUCGGGCGAAAGAGAAGGAGCUGGAGGCCAUCCCUUGCCUGUACGCCACCCUGGAGCCCGACUCCUGGACGGGGAUGGAGGACCUGAUAAGGGUCAUCAAGGACAGAAUUUUGGAGGAGCAGAAGAAGACGAUCUGGGUGGAGCAGGACCUGCUGUAGGCCUCCUGUGCGCCAGUCUGUACAUUUAAAUACGUGUGUAGCUAAAUGCAGUAAACCACAAAACUUGUAAAUCUACUGUAGCUCUCGUUUUAUAUUUAUAGUCAGACUCAAAGAGACCCAAACAAAUGCAUUAUGUAUUUUGUAAAAUUGUAUUUCAAUUUUCUAAAGAUAAACGAAUUUAAAAUCCCUAAUGUGAAGAUUUUCUUAUUAAAAAAAAACAUCUGACA